CACGAAACCAACCCUCUCUGAGAGCUCUCUCUCUCUCUCUCUCUCUCUCUCUCUCUGUGUGAAGGCUCUUCAGGCUCUCUCGUCACGGUUUGCCAACAAGCACACAAGAACCUCAGUUCACCAAACUCUCCCUCGCCCCCCCUCUCUUUCUCACUGUCUCUAUCUAAUCUUUCAAUUCCGAUUGCAUUUCCCAAUCGCAAAGGUAAGAUUCCCACUCCCACGAUUCCACCAACGCGUUUCGAGCAGACUUGCUGAAACCGAGUUGAUCACUCUCUCUCUCUCUCUCGCUUUCCACCGUAUUCAAUCUACUUUUGUUACAAUCCGUGGCGCGUUUGUUAAGAUCGUAGUCGGAGCUUUGGAUUCUAAUGCGUUUGGUUUUUGGUUUACCUGCUUUUUUCCUAAUCGGUUUCGGUGCUGUCUUAUUUGGUACUAAAGAAGGGGAUAUGCUGCAGCAAAUGGCGAAUACUGAAUGUUUUAGGAGGGUUUCAAGAUAAAUUAAAGGAAAUGGGAGGUUGUUGCUGUUGUUCCUUCAAAGGAACUGAAUUGAACACUGCAUCAGCAUAUUAUUAUUACCCAAGAGCAUCAGAAGAGCAUUUGCCUCUAUCAUCUGGUCAUGGAGGUGCCUCUGCACUCUCUGCAGGGCUCCUGGUUGAUACAAAUUUGGAUACAUCGAUCCCUGACACUUAUAGACCACCUCCGGCACCUAUGCCAUAUGAUGUAAUUUUAGGGCGUCCUCAAACUCCACCUAUGGCUCAAGAAAUUUGCAACAGCAAGAUGGAUGCAUCAGUGCAAACAACAAAUUCUGAAUCUUUUCAACAAACAGUUGAUGGUAACACUCUAGAAAAUUCAGCUAAGUCGGAAGAUCCAAAAGAAUCAGAAUGCAAAGUGAAAAUCGAUUUUGACCUUGAUUCAGCAAAAGGGUCAGAAGUUGAACUUUCAAAGCCAGUGGAACCUGUUAUUUUUGCUUCAGAGGAAGAGGAUUGUCCCAUUUGCUUAGAAGAGUAUGAUGCUGAGAAUCCAAAAAUUACCACAAAGUGUGAGCAUCAUUUUCACCUUGCAUGCAUUCUUGAGUGGAUGGAAAGAAGUGAUGCAUGUCCUGUGUGUGAUAAGGAGAUGAUUUUCAAUCCUCCUAUAGUUUAGCAGCAAUCAGGCAAUCAAGAAGUCAAGUCCCAACUUCUUUGCUGUUCAAAACAUGGUCUAAGAGGAGGUUACAAAUCUGCUAGAGUUUUCAGCUCUCUCUCUCUCUCCUUUUAAGUGGCAGCUGCAGAUUUAGCUGUGAUUUGGUUAAUUUGGUAUUGAGGAGUCAUGCCCAUUUCAAAAGGAUAGCGUCUUUGUGCAUAUACAUUUACUUUUAAACUUAGGAAGAAAUGGAAAGAAAAACAGAAAGUAAAUAUAGAAUUUGCACGAUUCAAUCCCGGAGGUCCA
Molecule: messenger RNA, 1425 nt
Organism: Juglans regia (Persian walnut)
Lineage: Eukaryota; Viridiplantae; Streptophyta; Magnoliopsida; Fagales; Juglandaceae
Product: probable E3 ubiquitin-protein ligase RHB1A
Exons: 5
Coding region: 505-1140 (211 amino acids)
Molecular function (GO): ubiquitin-protein transferase activity
Source: RefSeq, a predicted model, not a curated record